AUGAUGACGUCAUCAUUUUCUGAAUCCUCAUCCACGUCAUCAUCAGAAGUCUCUUCUACUAUUUCUUCUGAAUCCUCCAAGAACUCCACGUCUUCUGAAUCCAUCAGAAGACGUCGACGACGUCAUCGAAGGCAUUCUGAUUAUGAAGAAGACGACGACGAUGACUAUUCUGAAGAUUCUGAAGGCUCUGAAGACGUCGCACCACCUCCCGAAAUCCAUCAGAUGAGCGAAGAGGAGAAAUCUGUAAUUUGGCAGAAUCCAGAACAUCCCGAACGACGUCAAGGACGAUAUUCUGGAGGAUCAGAUGACGAUUAUGAAAAAUGGUCCGAAAGUCAUGAAAAUGGUCCAAAAUCCAUGAAAAAUGAAUCCAAAAAUGGCUUUUAG
Molecule: messenger RNA, 384 nt
Organism: Caenorhabditis briggsae
Lineage: Eukaryota; Metazoa; Nematoda; Chromadorea; Rhabditida; Rhabditidae
Exons: 2
Coding region: 1-384 (127 amino acids)
Biological process (GO): olfactory behavior; response to odorant
Cellular component (GO): axon; extrinsic component of plasma membrane; neuronal cell body
Source: RefSeq, a predicted model, not a curated record